Molecule: messenger RNA, 1023 nt
Organism: Agrilus planipennis (emerald ash borer)
Lineage: Eukaryota; Metazoa; Arthropoda; Insecta; Coleoptera; Buprestidae
Source: the annotation of a RefSeq genome assembly
AUAUCAUACUUAUAUAAAAAUCUAUUUAUUAUCACUUUAAUAACAGGUACUUUAAUCUCAAUUUCCUCCGAAUCCUGACUUGGAGUUUGAAUUGGAUUAGAAAUAAAUCUUUUAUCUAUUAUUCCCCUGAUAAAUAACAGAAAAGAUUUAAAAUCAACAGAAGCCUCUUUAAAAUACUUCAUUGUUCAAGCAAUAGCUUCAAUAAUUCUCCUGAUAGGAUUCCUAAUUAAUACAAUUAAAAUUAACCUCCCUAAUAAUUUACUUUUAGAAAAUCUUCCCUCAAGAAUUAUCACAACAUCUUUAAUAAUUAAAACAGGAGCGGCCCCUUUCCAUUUUUGAUUUCCUGAAGUCAUAGAAGGAUUAAAUUGAAUAAAUGCUUUAAUUAUACUAACCUGGCAAAAAAUUGCUCCAAUAACAAUUAUCAUAUACACACACUCAAAUGAAAUUUUGAUCACAACAGUAAUUAUAUUCUCAGUAAUCACUGGAGGAUUAAUAGGAAUUAAUCAAACAAGAUUACGAAAAAUCAUAAGAUAUUCAUCAAUUAACCACAUCGGCUGAAUGAUAGCAGCCCUCCUCUUUACAGAAACACUUUGAAAAUGAUAUUUCCUAAUUUACUCUGCUAUAAACAUAGCAAUUAUCUGAAUAUUAAGAAAAUUUAACAUUUCAAGAAUUCCACAACUUAUAGCUAUAAGAAAGAACAACCCCAAAAUAAAAACAUUCUUCAUAUUCAACUUCUUUUCAUUAGGGGGACUCCCUCCUUUUAUUGGGUUUCUUCCAAAAUGAUUAACCAUUCAAGUUAUAGUACUUAACGAAAUAUACCUUACAGGAGCAAUAAUAAUUAUUAUCACGUUAAUCACCUUGUAUUUUUACAUACGAAUUACCAUACCAUUAAUUACCUUAUCUUCGUCAAGAAGGAGAUUAAACCUCAGAAACCAACAAUUUAAAAGUAAAAACAUAAUAAGAUUAAAUUCAAUCCUGCUAACAGGCCUACUAUUCUCAACAAUAGCAUUCAAUUGAAUUUAA